AUGUCUGUCACAUACAGCUGUGACCCUGGACACUACCUGGUGGGAAACGCCGUUGUGUUUUGCAGAGCAUCUGGGAACUGGAGCCAGCCUGGCCCCCGCUGUGAAGAGGUGACAUGUCCUCAGCCACCAAACAUUGCCAACGGGCUGCACAGCGGACAGACCUUGGACAAGUUUUCCUGGGGAGCGACCGUGUACUACAGCUGCAAGGAUGGCUACGAGCUGGUCGGGAACGUGUCCAUCAAAUGCACUGAGAGUGGGGCAUGGAGCGGGCCCCGGCCCCGCUGCAAAGCAAUCGGAUGUAAGACACCCGAGGUGCAGAACGGGAAGGUCUACAAUCCUCAGGACACCUACAAAGCUGGAGAGACCCUUCAGUUUGACUGCGACGCUGGUUACACCACACAGGACAGCUACGAGAGUCGGUGCCAGCCGGGGGGGACCUGGGACCCGCCGGUGCUCAUCUGUGGGAGGGUCCGGCCAUGCCCCAUGCCUCCAAGGGUCCCCAGCGGAAAUCACAACGGCCAGGGGAAUGCAUUUUUUACCACGGGAAUGUCUGUCACGUACAGCUGUGACCCUGGACACUACCUGGUGGGAAACGCCGUUGUGUUUUGCAGAGCAUCCGGGAACUGGAGCCAGCCCGGCCCCCGCUGCGAAGGGAGAAAAUGCAGUCAUCCUGGUGAACCUGUGAAUGGGAAAAUUAGUUCCCUAACAGAUCUCCACUUUGGGUCAACAGUGCACUACAGCUGUGAAGAAGGGCACAGGUUAAUUGGCCAAGCCAGCCUACAGUGUGAGAUUUCUGGUGGACACGUUGCAUGGAGCGGUGAUGUUCCCACUUGUCAGCGUAUCCCCUGUGAGCCGCCUCCGGACAUUCCCAACGGGAAGCACACGGGCAGGCUGCUGGAUGAAUUUGUCUUCGGCACAUCCGUAGCAUACACCUGCGACCGUGGGUACCGUGGGUCCCCGCUCCACGGAGAGCCCUCCAUCCACUGCACCACCCGGGACGGGCAGAACGGCGUGUGGAGCGGGCCACCGCCGCGGUGCGGAGGUAGGGCUGUGCAGGCAAGAUGUCCCAUCCCGCAGGUCCAGAAUGGGAGAAUAGUCUCUCCUAGGACUGCCUACACACACAAGGACACUGCUGCCUUUGAGUGUGACCCAGGAUAUGUUCUACGCGGCCACAGCGUGGUCCAGUGCCAACUGAACAGCACCUGGGAGCCACCCGUGCCAGUCUGCGAGCAGGCUGGCUGCACUGCACCCACCAGGCUGGCGUUUGCGGGGCUGAAGGAGCCAAACAGCAACCAGAGCAUCUUUCCCGUGGGGAGCACGGUGGAAUACGUGUGCCGGCCGGGGUACACCCAGCACCCGGGGAUGCCAACGACCAUCACGUGCCUCGGGAAUAAGACAUGGUCUGUGGCACUGGAGUUCUGCAAAAGAAAACAAUGUGCUAACCCAGGGGAUGUGGAGAACGGCAGAGCUGUUGUCCUGACGGACCUCCUCUUCGGGUCCAAAGUGAAUUACACUUGUGACGAAGGGUACAAGCUGGUUGGAGGCUCCCAGAGAACAUGCGAGGUCUCUGGCACCAGUGUCUCGUGGAGUGGGGAUGCUCCUGUCUGCCAGCGUAUCACCUGCGAUCCACCUCUGGACAUCCCCCACGGCAGGCACAGCGGCCGCUCCACGGACACCUUCUCCUACGCGGAUGUUGUGACCUACACCUGUGAACCCGGGUACCCACUCCACGGAGAGCCCUCCAUCUUCUGCACCACGGCGGACGGGGAGCACGGUGGAGCGGGCUGCCGCCGCGCUGCGGAGGUGGGGGUCUGCGGGGUGUGGGCAUCCGUCCCCAGUGGUGACGAGGUGCAGUGUCCUCCCCCUCCCAGCAUCGCCAACGCGGAGCACAGUGGCCAGCCCUCGGACACGCACCUCCCGGGCUCUGCCGUGCAGUACAGCUGCAGGGACGGCUACUCCCUUGUCGGGAACACCUCCAUCACCUGCACCGCCGCGGGAACCUGGAGCCGUCCCCGGCCCCGCUGUGAAGCGAUCGGCUGCACAAGACCAGAGAUCGAGAAUGGAGGAACGACUGGGCUGGAAACUGUGUACAGACUCACAGACAUCGUUGUCUUUGAAUGCAAUUUUGGUUACGCCUUGAAGGGCUCUCAAGAGUCUCAGUGCCAGUUUGGGGGCACGUGGGACCCUCCUGUCCCCACCUGUGAAAAGAUGCUACAGUGUCCCUCCCCUCCAAAUAUCAAAAACGGCCAGCACGAGAGCAAGGAUGUGAAAGAGUUCAUCCCUGGAAUGUCAGUAAAGUACCACUGUGACCCGGGGUAUGUCCUCACCGGGAAAACAGCGGUUUCUUGUCUGACAUCUGGAACCUGGAGCAUCCCUUAUCCCCGGUGUGAAGUGAUCACCUGCACGAGCCCUGACAUCCACAAUGGAGAUGUGGCUGAAGGACAGCAAGCUGUGUACCACCCCGGGGCCAACGUCACCUUCCAGUGCCAGGUGCUGCCUUGUCCUCCACCUCCCGUCAUCGCCCACGCCACGCACAGUGCGGAGCUCAGGGUGAACUUCACCACCGGCAUGUCCGUCACCUACAGCUGCCAGCCCGGCUUCUCCCUCCUCGGAGACCCCUCUGUCUCCUGCACGGCCUCGGGGAACUGGAGCCUCCCGUACCCACGCUGCACAGCUGGCUGUGGGACACCAACAACGUUAUUGUUUGCUGAGCUAAACAAGGAGUAUAAAAAUCAGACCGAGUUUCCUGUUGGGAAGACUGUGAAAUACACUUGUCGGCCUGGAUACAUGAAACAUCCACAAAUAUCACCAACCCUUACAUGUCUUGAAAAUCAAACGUGGUCUGAAGCCCAGGAGUUCUGCAAACGGAAAAAGUGUGAUCACCCAGGAGAACCGGAGAACGGCAGACUCAUCGUUAUAACGGAUCUCUUCUUUGGGUCAACAGUGAACUACACCUGCGAUGAAGGCGCCGAUGCUAAAGCCACCUUGUAUGUCCCCACAGAGUCGCAGUGCUCUCGCCCUCCAGCCAUUGCCAAUGGAUCGCACAGCGGCCCCGACACAGUUGUCUUCACCAGCGGCAUGUCCGUGAGCUACGCCUGUGAUCCCGGCUAUGUUCUUGUUGGAGAGGCAGAGCUUAACUGUACUUCAUCCGGAGCCUGGAGCGUCCCUGCCCCUCGGUGUGAAGGGCGGCUGUGUCCCUCCCUGCCAGCGAUUGACCACGGCCAGCACGAUGGCGAGGAUGUGAAAGAAUUCAUCCCUGGGAGGUCUGUAAAUUACAGCUGUGACCCCGGCUAUUCGCUUAUUGGAAAACCAACCCUGUACUGUACAGUGAAUGGAACCUGGAGCAUCCCUUAUCCGCGGUGUGAAGAUGGCUGUGGAGCACCUCCAAACCUCACCUUUGCUGAGCUGACUGAGGAAUACAAAAAUCUGACGGAGUUUCCUGUUGGGGACACGGUGCAAUACAGCUGCCGGCCGGGAUACAUGAGACACCCCGGAGUACCCCCGACUCUGACAUGCCUCAAAAACCACACGUGGUCUGAAGCGCUAGCGUUCUGUGAAAGCACCGGCUGGUUGGACAGUCUCAUCGGCGAUGCGAGAUUUUCGGAGCAGAUGUUGCAUGGAGUGGUGUUCUUCCCAUCUGUCAGAGAGAUGAGCCAGGUUUGGGGAGAUGCUGUUAAGCUGCUGCACUGUUCCAAGCCUGCACAAAUCGCCCACGGGUCUCUCCAUGGUCCACCAAAAGCGUUUUUCACUCCUGGAUCAUCCGUAAACUACAUCUGUGAGCCCGGCUUCUCUCUCAUUGGGACGGGAUCCAUUCAUUGCACACAGUCUGGAGCCUGGAGCCAUCCUCCUCCUGUCUGUCAAGCUGUGAAGUGUCCCCAUCCUCCAAAAAUCACCAACGGGGAGCUCAAAGGCAACCUCUCUGACACUUUUUCCUACGGAGCAUCUGUAUCCUACAGCUGCAAUUCUGGCUAUUCACUCGUUGGAAGUGCUUUCAUCAACUGCACGGGGUCAGGAACCUGGAGCCAGCCCCCUCCUCAGUGCAGAGAGAUCAGAUGUGUAUUCCCAGAAGUUCAAGGUGUUAAGAAAACCAUAAAAGGAAACACUUAUAGCUCCGGGACUAACAUCACUCUUGAGUGUGAUGAUGGUUACACGCUGGAAGGCACCAGUCAGAUUCAGUGCCAGGAGGACUUCAGCUGGGACCCUCCUGUACCAGCCUGUAAACUGACAUCACACAAGUCUGGUUCAGUCACCCUAGGAGCCGCAGCUGCUGGGGUCCUGCUUCUCCUGGGGGCAGGCAUUGUCUGGAAAAUUAUUUCUAAGCAGAAGGAAGGCUAUUAUAAUACCUAUGAAAACUACAGUGGUCAAACCCCUCUGAACCAGAUAACAGAACAGAAACACUCAUGUCUUCCCUAG
Messenger RNA from Pterocles gutturalis (yellow-throated sandgrouse), 4413 nucleotides. Its product is annotated as complement receptor type 1-like. NCBI's taxonomy places the organism in Eukaryota, Metazoa, Chordata, Aves, Pterocliformes, Pteroclidae. Bases 1 to 4413 code for a protein of 1470 amino acids. The record is from RefSeq and is a predicted model, not a curated record. Gene Ontology annotation, biological process: negative regulation of complement activation, classical pathway. The transcript has 31 exons.